Molecule: messenger RNA, 582 nt
Organism: Caenorhabditis sp. 36 PRJEB53466
Lineage: Eukaryota; Metazoa; Nematoda; Chromadorea; Rhabditida; Rhabditidae
Source: the annotation of a GenBank genome assembly
AUGAUCCGCUUAGGCAUCAUUGUGUUCCUAAUUAUUCCCGUGGAAACUGCUUUUCGAUACGGUAAUUACUAUCUAGUUCGAUGUUUCUUCGAUGAUGUUCUCAGAGAAUCGAACGCUGGCUUGUACGGCAUCCAACGGCAUCGAUGAGUGUUUUCUGACCGCUCCAGACACAAAACUUCGGAAUCUAGACCUGAAUAUCAAGUGCAAAAGAGAACCGACGGAUGACGGAAAGAAACAGAGACUGGCGUGUCCCAUACGGUGUCCGAGGGACUAUGAGGUGCAUGUCUGUGCCACUGAUAAUCGUCUUCCAUUCGUCCGAUCUGAACAUGUUCAGGUCCUCAACAAGAUUCCGUCUUCCAACCGAAGAUGCACCAAAUACUUCACUUAUGGCAAGUAUCCGGGAGUGCAAGAAUGGUAAACAGCUGCGCACACUUGUCGUUUUGCAAGUUCCUAAUGAUGCCAAACAUAGAAAAGCGUCAACUGGACGUUCUUUGCAGGCACAUUUGGAUGCUUGAACCGUGCAUUUCCACCAUCUCCACACACUGCAGAUAUCCAGAAGAAGUCGUUGACUUUGUCGUGUAA